Molecule: messenger RNA, 3576 nt
Organism: Cylindrotheca closterium
Lineage: Eukaryota; Bacillariophyta; Bacillariophyceae; Bacillariales; Bacillariaceae
Source: the annotation of a GenBank genome assembly
AUGGCUCGCAGUAAGUUUUCGGACGAUGCCUCCGUCUCGUCAGCGAGAUCCAAGAAAUCAAAGAAAUCAAAGAAGAAACGCGUCAAGGAAGCAGAGACUCCAACCCUCGAGAGCUUGGAAAACCGAUUGAACAAUGAUGUGGACGAAGAGUUCUUUCAGGAUCCCCGACGUUUUCAAACCCUCCAUCGCGUGAUUGACGUAUUAGGAAUGCAAAUGGGCAACGACGACAUUGGUAUUCAGCAGAAAUCAGACUAUAACCAAAAGAACCGGGCCUACAAGCAACUCAAGGAGCAACAGCAAGUGGUUGAGGAUGCCAUUGAGCAUUUGGCUCUGAUGCAUUGUCAAGAUUUAAACGGAUCUGUGGUGCAAGUGGGACGGGUAGCACGCCAAUUCGAUGACGCUGUCUCGCAAGUCCGCCAUUUGCGCAAGCAAGUCAAGGAAAUUCAAGAAACUCUGGGUGCCGGAAAUGCACCUUCUUCCAAAGAACAGGCAAAUGCCAGUGCGGCGGCCGCUUCCGCAAUGUCCUUGCGCGAACUGUGGAUGAAAAAGUUAGAGGCUGAAGCUGUCUUGGCGCUUUUGGACAAGCUUGAUCGCAUUCGAGCGGCGCCCUUGCAGUUCGAUGCCUAUCUUGAGCAACACCGGAUUGGAGCUGCUACCAUUGUGGUGGCACAGGCUUUGGACACUAUGUUUUCCAGUGAUGUCAGUCAGGUUCAGGCCUUGCACAAAAUUAUGGAACAGCUCAUGAUGCGAAAACAAAAGGCAGAAGAGGUCGUUUGGGAAUUGCUAAUGGACGUCGUUUUCUUGAGGACUGGUAAUGGAAAAGCAGAACUCCUUUCUUUUGGAGCUGGCCGCAAAGCACUGGAGAACGAGCUUGGUAAAGAUGGAGACAUCAGGAAAACAUCAGCAAAACCAGUGGAUUUGUUUAAUCAUUCCAAUCAUGGAAUGGCCAAUCCUUUCUUGGGCUAUAGCAUGAGAUUUGCUCUUGACUAUGAUUUGCAAGUGGAAUCCCUCCAAAAUCCUCUUUAUUUACAAGAGAUCAACGACGAUGCAAUCGUAGAAGAAGAUUUCUAUGACGACGAGGACGAUGGCUCUGCCAAAAAAGCAUCCAGAUUUGUUAUUCCGCAACCUGCAAUGGAGGCCGAAUUUGAAUUGGAGUCGGAAGAGCGCCGUUCCAUUGACGAGCUCAAGUAUCACGGAGGCGCUGACACCAAAGCACUAAGUCGACCAAGAUAUAUGGACCAUAUACUUGCCUUGCGUACUCUAGUGGAAUGUUUGGUCCGACUUCGCCGUCUGGAUGAUGUCGAGCGCAAUAUUACCGAUGUCGUCGAAAAGGAAAUGACGGCCUUGAUUCAUCGAGAACAGACAAGAACUUUCUUGAGAGUAGAAGGUAGCACAACACACAAUUUGCAACGAAGGGGGAGGUAUGCCAUGCUAAUGAGUAAGGCUGGAGCAACUACCGAUUUGAGAGACUUCCGAAAGCACAUGGCAAGCAUCGUCUCUGCCUUUGGAAAUGUUCAAGUGCGAUUGACACAUCUUUCACAGAUAAUUCGUCACCGAAUUAAAGCUGGAAAUGCAUAUUCCAGUUCAAGUGACUCAUCCAUUGUAAUGGCAGGUGUCCUUCAACAUGCAAAAGGUGUCAUGGAACGGCAAUUGAAGAUGUUUCUCAAUGCAUGUCUUACAGAAGUUGCCGAUAGUCCUGAGGACAGUAAAUUUAGCAUGUCGAGCGGUCAGUCUCGCCGAAAGUCAACGGUACAAGCCAAAGGAAAGAACACUCGCAGCUCAGAGGUUGGUAUCUUCCGAAUGGGUAUCAUUGAUGAUGAAGAGGAGGGAACAGAAGACACUAGUACGUGGUUGGCAUCAACGACCUCUUCUCGUCUCAUGAACAACCAAAAUCUAUCCAUCCCCAAAUUCAUCAAGGACGUUCUAUUUGCAAAGACUACUCAGAACGGAACACCACAGAUUAGACACGCUCUCUUUUUCCGAAAGGCUCUUGCCAAGUGGCACAGGGAUAAUGCGUUACUACGAAAGGAGCUCGCAGAUAGCACUCGUGAAGACACUUCGUCACCAAGCUAUUCAACACCGGUGGAACUACCUGCCUUGGAGUAUCUGGAUAACGUAAUUCAGAAGGCAGUGCUGCCAGUUCUCCAAGAAGAAGCUGUCAAUGGAACGGUGCAAGCACUAGAACGACCGGAUGCCUUUGAUCCAGUUUUGGAUCGGAAUGUGUAUGCAAGGGCUGAUUCCAACGAACCACAAGAUGUGGACAUGUGUGUGGCUUGUACAGCUCUGUACAACUUUACUGGACCGCUCUUUCUGGCACUUCAUCGACUACCAAAGGGUGGAGAUAUGUACUUGCCGCUGGUUGCUGUCUUGGAGCACGUCAUUUUGACUUUUAUUUCACGUGUAAAACAGCAAGUCACCAGAAUUUGUUCCAACCAAACAGCGCUUCAACUUUUGAUGGAUAGUUCCUCCCAAUAUAGAGAAGAUAGUGCACCAAAGUCCUUCGGCCAAGCUAUGGAACGCAGAAAAGCGUUUGCUCAGCUUGUGCUGGCUUAUGCUGAUGGCGAUCUGCUUGAAGCUAUGAGUGACGAUCGGUCACCAGGAGAUCUUUCUGGAGUAUCUGCCAUUCCUCCUCCUAUUGGAGAUACGCCUAGGGUAGUUUCGGAUCCAAGAGCGGCCGUCUUGGCCGAUUACGGCGAACUCGACUUUGUAGGCGGCGUGGAUCGUGAGGAAGUGAACUUGAGCAUUGAGUUGCAAUUUUUAAAGCCUUAUCUCGAGUUUGCAGGAAUGGAAGAGAAUAACACAGUCAAGACCUGUCGAGACGAGGACCUGAUGAAAGCAGCAUGCCUGGCGCAUUCGUUGUUGAAAUUGUCAAGUUUGUUGGACAGCAGACUCAAGAUGAGAAGCCAGUUUGGAGUCACUACGAAAACAUUAGCAAAUACACGAGCAUUGCGUGAAGCCAUCAAGACAAUCCGCUCAAAUGGGCUAAAAAUGGCAAAGUUUUGCAGGUCAGACGUGCUGCUUCAGUCGAUUGUUCGCCUCGCUAAGGUUUGCAAUUCAUCCACCAUCGUGGCCCGUGAUGCUGUCAGAAUUCCGUCAUCGGUAAAUGAUCUCGGUGAAUACAUGACUGCAGCUUCAGAUAAUUUGAGGGAGGCUGCUGGUAACGCUGUGACAGCCUACACCUUUUCUACACUGGAGCAAUACAUUCCGUUGUGCCUGAUUCAAACAGUGCGUGUUUUGGCUGCUGGUCAGGGCAUUGUAACAAAGGCACCUUUGACAAUGAAUGGUGUUGAAGCGCUGGACCGCUCUGGAUCUGUAUUAUAUCGCGAUUUGAAAGGAGCUACAUCUUUUGACAACUCGUUUUGGGAUAUUGAAUUGGCUGCUGUAUCCUUUGAGCGAAGUGCCACAUUUUUUGGUAUGAUGGAGCUUGAAAUGGGGGAACUCGAAGCUUACUACCAGGACAAUCGCAACGACUUCUCAGAACAAGACUUCCAACUCAUGUUUACUAUGGAUGGGCCUAAGCGAAAAGGAGAUGUCAACCGUUACCACACACUUUUGAAGAAGAUGGAACGGAAAUAA